AUGUACAGUACACUGUCGGUUGUGCAGUUCCAGUGGAUUGCAAGGCACCAAGGAGGGCAGCAGGAGGUCAGUGCACACUCAGUUGCUAGCAAGGUUUGUGGCUGGGCGGGAGCCAGCCUGACAUUUAGAGUGACGGCAGACAAACAGUCCCUCAGCAUUAUGCUUUUGAUGAUCCAAAGCCUCCAAAGCCCAUCAUGGCCGCCAGCUCUGGGUCUAUUGCAUCAUCCUGGGCCGCCGCCUCGUCCUCGUCAGACACUGCAGGAUGGGGUAGUGGAAGGGUGA
Molecule: messenger RNA, 282 nt
Organism: Auxenochlorella protothecoides
Lineage: Eukaryota; Viridiplantae; Chlorophyta; Trebouxiophyceae; Chlorellales; Chlorellaceae
Exons: 1
Coding region: 1-282 (93 amino acids)
Source: RefSeq, a predicted model, not a curated record